AUGGAGAACCAAGCAGUGGAGCAGCAGACUUAUGAAGAUGUGCAGAAAAGCGGCUAUCUCCGCAAGCAUAAAUCUAUGCACCGGCGAUUCUUCGUGUUAAGGGCGGCCUCGGAGCAUGGUCCAGCUCGACUUGAGUAUUACGAGAACGAGAAGAAAUUCCGCAGUAAAUCACCUGUCCCCAAAAAAGCCGUGAACCUGGAGACUUGCUUCAACAUCAACAAGCGGGCGGAUUCCAAAAACAAGCACAUGAUAGUCCUUUAUACCCGCAGCGAGAGCUUUGCCAUUGCUGCAGACAGCGAGGAGGUCCAGAAUGAAUGGUACCAGGCAAUGUUGGACCUUCAGUGCAACUGUAAGACUCCUGAUGACUGUGGUAGCAGCGGAGAGUGUAGUUCUCCCUCUCCUGUUCCAACCUUCAAGGAAGUAUGGCAGGUGAAGGUUUGGCCCAAGGGUCUUGGACAUGCCAGGAACUUGGUGGGAAUCUACCGGCUGUGCCUAACUGACAAGACAGUCAACUUUGUCAAACUCAACUCUGACGUGGCUGCUGUUGUGCUGCAGCUGAUGAACGUGCGCAGGUGUGGCCAUUCAGAGAAUUUUUUCUUCAUCGAGGUGGGUCGCUCAGCAAUUACAGGCCCCGGGGAGUUCUGGAUGCAGGUGGAUGACUCUGUGGUGGCGCAGAACAUGCACGAGACUCUGUUAGAGGCCAUGAAGGCCCUGAGUGAGGAGUUUUGUCAGCGCAGUAAAUCCCAAUCUGUGGGGACCUCAUGUGGCGGUGGCACUGCCUCCAAUCCCAUCAGUGUCCCGAGUCGUCGUCAUCAUCCAAAUCUGCCACCGAGCCAGGUGGGCUUCUCCAGACGAGCUCGUACUGAGACCCCUGGAACAGGAGGCAACAGCACCAGCACUUCACCUACGUCCCGCCAUGGGUUCCCAAGGGCGCGAACUGCCAGCAUUGGUGCCAGGUCAGAGGAGAGCGGAGCAAGUGCCAAAGGGACGUGGGCCAGCUCCAGCCCAAGCCUUAACGGUUCCUGCUCCACUACCCCCACGCUGAGGCCCAAGCCCACCAGGGCCCCUACCCCUGCUAAGAUUACUCUCAGCCUUGCACGUUACACACCUAACCCUGCUCCCUCUCCAGCACCAAGCCUGUCCUCCAGCUCCGGUCAUGGCUCAGAGUGUGGGUUAGUGGGGGCAGCUGUGGGGGGCAUGACAGUCUGCUCCUACACCCGUGUUCCUCAGAGAGUUUCUGUCUCGGGUUCACCCAGCGACUACGGCUCCUCAGAUGAAUAUGGCUCCAGUCCUGGGGAACACUCUCUGCUUGUCCCCAGUCUCUCUGGUGCAUCCCAUGGUGUGAGUGGACAUCAUGCACAUGGAGAGGGAUCCUCCAGCUAUAUAGUCAUGGGCGGGCGAGAGGGUCUGCUUGGUUCCCAUCAGCGUUCCAAAGGCCGACGGAUGCUGCGGCGCUCCUCCAGUAGGGAAUGUGAGGCAGAACGCAGACUACUGAGCAAGAGGGCUUCCUUACCAUUGGCAGGGAAUGAACGACUUACCCCGCGUAGAAAAGAGGAAGAUGAUGAAGAUGAUGAAGAAUACGCCAUCAUGUCCCGGAGUGCUAACAGAGAGACAGCUGAUUUGCAUCAUGGCUCAGGUCUGGCAGCGGGAGGUGGGCAGCUUGAUGUAGUAGGGGACACUAGGAAGAGAACUGAAAAAGGCAGGACAGAGGUGGACACAGGGGGUACUGUGGAUAGUGGCUAUAUGUCAAUGCUGCCUGGGGUGACUUCUCCUCCUGUUUCACUUUCUCUGUCGGUAGGUAUGUCUGACGCCAGUGCUAAACCUGGAGCUGAUGAUGAGUACAUGGCCAUGACCCCCAACAACAGUGUGUCACCCCCUCAGCCCAUAUGCCAGCCUAGCUCAGAGGGCUACAUGGUCAUGUCUCCCAAUAGCAGCAGCUCCACAGACCUACACGGCCUGGGCAUGUGGGAUAGCAGGGCCAGUAUGGAGAGCCGGGCUGCGAGUGACUACAUGAACAUCUCACCUGUCAGCAGCCGCUCUGCCUGCAGCACACCUCCCUCCCACCCUGAGCAGCACCAGCUGCAACCAAAAAUGUUCAAUUCCUACUUCUCCUUGCCACGAGCUUAUCAACACACUCUCUACACUCGCUUUGAGGAGGACUUAAACCAAGGCAAAGGAAAAAAGGAUAGCAGUGGCCAUGAUAGCGCUGGAAGGGGAGGGGGAGUGGGAUACAGCAAGAGAAACAAAAUCACAGUGGGCUCUGCAGGGGGCUGUCAACUCUCCUUGUCUUCCUCCUCUUUCUCCUCCAGCUCAGCCAGCAGUGAAAGCCUGGAGGACAAGUCGAUAUCAGCAGGGAGAGGGUUAAGUUUAUUAAGAACUGGAGCAGAAUACAGGAGUGGGGGAACAUGUACAAAAGAUGGGCAUCACCAGCAAAAACGUGGAUCAAGUAGUAAGAGCCCAAAGCAACAAAGGAGGGGUCGGCCACUCAGUGUAUCUGCAGACAUCUCGAAAGCAAACACCUUGCCCAGGGUGAAGGAGAAUCCACUGCCUUCAGUAUCCCAGAACGUCGGUGAGUAUGUCAGUAUCGUGUUCAAGGAAGACGGCGAAUAUGGCCGAGGAAGACGGUUGGGUUCAGAACACGGACAGUCUGUGAUCCACGGAACUCUGAGGCCCCGGCACCAACCGGUCCUCUGCCAUGACAGCACCACUAACCUUCCCCGUAGCUUCUCUGCACCGUUGUCCACCUCUGCAGAAUAUGUCAGCAUGGAUUUAGGGAAGUCCUCAACCCCCCUGACUCUAGUUAGAUCCACAUUCAGCACCCCACAGGGCCCACCAGCUGUUGCCCCCAAAGCCCGAGAUGAACACAGUAGGGCCUCUCCUCUGGCUGCAGAGGGAAACACAGGGUACAGAACAAAAGCAACAGUGGCAGCAGUGCCAGCAGACAUCCCUACACCAUUUACAGACAACACAGACAUGGCCUUCAACAAAGGUUCAGAGCCCACUCCUCAGUGCUCCAGCAUCUCAGCAAGACCUUCCAUCCAUUCGGGCCAACCAUUAUCCAUGGAGCAAGAACCAGUCUUAGGCUUUUCACCAGCCAAGUCCUUCUCAUCACCUGAACGGAGCAGUAGACUGGUCCGAGGUGACCCACAGGGACGGCGUAGCCACCGUUCAGAGACAUUUAAUUCACCCCCCUCUCUACCACGCCACCAAUCUUCUUCUACCUCCCUCUUCCCGGAGGGCAGCCAGGCAGCGAGCCAUCGACAUGGGUUGGACUGCUCACUGUGGGAGAAUGGACAGGCGGCUGUGUCUGCCACACCUCCACCCCAAGCCUCCACCUCAUCUGCCGAACAAGGCCUUAACUAUAUUGACCUUGACUUGGCUAUUAAGGAGAGUCCUCAAGUUGGAGUGGAGCGUACCUCUGCCACCUACAACAUCGGAGGAGCUGGUUUGGGUAGCACUGCUGGCUCCAGUAUCAACACCUAUGCCAGUAUUGAUUUCUACAAGUCAGAAGAACUGAGAGCACAACAAAACAGUAGAAAAGAUGGUCAAGAUUGUUGAGUUCCAUCCUCAUCCCGGAGCUCAGCGCAACUCUGCGACCAACUCUGCAAGGGAACG
Messenger RNA from Myripristis murdjan (pinecone soldierfish), 3615 nucleotides. RefSeq names its product insulin receptor substrate 1-B. Lineage: Eukaryota; Metazoa; Chordata; Actinopteri; Holocentriformes; Holocentridae. Gene Ontology annotation, cellular component: plasma membrane; cytosol. Gene Ontology annotation, molecular function: phosphatidylinositol 3-kinase binding; insulin receptor binding. Gene Ontology annotation, biological process: insulin receptor signaling pathway. The record is from RefSeq and is a predicted model, not a curated record.